Molecule: messenger RNA, 1065 nt
Organism: Colletotrichum chrysophilum
Lineage: Eukaryota; Fungi; Ascomycota; Sordariomycetes; Glomerellales; Glomerellaceae
Exons: 2
Coding region: 1-1065 (354 amino acids)
Biological process (GO): secondary metabolic process
Source: RefSeq, a predicted model, not a curated record
AUGGUCAAUUUGGAUACCGUCCACGCCAUCAAUCGCGAGUUGGUACAAAGCCAGAAGCUCGUCGCCGUCUUCACAGGUGGCACUGGAGGCAUCGGGCCUCUUAGCCUGAAGGCGCUAGCCACCGCCGUCGCGAAACACAAUGGGCAGGGUCUGAGAGCCUACCUCGUUGGCCGUAACGCUGAUGCCGCAGAGAAGAUCAUAAAAGAGUGUCGCGCCAUUUAUGAGGCGGGCGAAUAUCACUACAUAAAAGUCGAGGAUUUAUCACUCGUUGAACAAGUAGACAAGGCCUGUGUGGAUAUCAUCUCCUCUGAAGAGCGCAAUGCGUCAGCCACAGGCGAGACUGCGAGGAUCGACUUCCUCUUGCUAUCUCAUGGAGGGACCAUAUUUCUGCCAAGACAAGACACUAAGGAGGGUCUAGACGGGACCAUGGCCCGCUUCUACUACAGCCGCAUCGCAUUUAUCACGUCGCUCAUGCCUCUGGUCCUAAAGUCGUCGCUUCCAGCCGCCGUUGUAUCUAUCUACGCCACAGGCAUGGAAGGCAAGCUCUACCCCGAUGACCUUUCACUGCGCGACCUGUCUCACUACAACUAUUCGCAAGCGCGAUCACACGCUUGCUACAUGCACACUCUCGUUUUCGAGGAGUUGGCAAAGAGGCACCAGGGCAAGCUACGCUUUACCCAUAUCUAUCCCGGGCUCGUUGUCCACGAGGGCAUGGGUAACCCAACCAAUCCCUGGUGGAUACGCAUCCUAUUCACUAAGGUCCUGCCAUUUCUCGGCGUGGACGUGGACCUAGAAGAGUCAGGGGCUCGGAUGGUGUCGUUGGCAUCGCCAUCUUACUACCCGGCUCAACGUCUUGACAGCAUUGACGAGGUCAGCAGUUCUGCCAUUGCUGGAACCGAUGGACAACCUGGAAGUGGCUCGUAUAUGUUGACUUGGAAUGGUGAGAGCUGUUAUGCUGUGAAGAAAUAUGCUUCGGCGGACAAGGACGCGCUAAGGCAGAAGCUGUGGGAUCAUAGCAACGCCGUGCUGGAAGUUAUCCGCGCUGGUAAGGUUUUCACGGAAUGA